UAUCUCUCUCUUUCUUCUUUCUCGUACGCUUUCCGCCGGUGGUGCGUUUCCAUUUGGAACGAAUAUCUUUUUUUACACAAAAUGGCAAUCGGAGACGUUAAAACUGCUCAGGGUCUUAGUGAUCUGAACAAAUAUUUGGCCGAGAGGAGUUAUCUUUCAGGUUUCGUGCCAUCUCAAGCCGAUGUUCAAGUAUUCGAGCAAGUAGGCAAAGCACCUGCCGCCAGCUUACCACACGCCCUUCGCUGGUAUAACCAGAUUGCUUCAUACACACCCGCCGAACGCAAAGCUUGGCCCACAGGCGUCAGCCCGCUGGCAGCCGGCGGCAAACCAACAGCGGCUGCACCUCCGGCUAAGGACGAUGACGACGAUGAUGUUGACCUCUUUGGCUCCGGCGAUGAGGAAGAGGAUGCAGAGGCAGCCAGAAUUCGUGAGGAGCGCCUUAAAGCAUAUUCUGACAAAAAAGCCAAGAAACCAGCCCUUAUUGCGAAAUCCUCUAUAUUAUUGGAUGUCAAGCCUUGGGAUGAUGAGACAGACAUGAAAGAGAUGGAGAAACUAGUGCGUACUAUUGAAAUGGACGGCCUCUUAUGGGGUGCCUCCAAACUGGUCCCAGUAGGAUAUGGCAUCAAGAAACUUCAGAUCAUGUGCGUCAUUGAAGAUGACAAAGUUUCUGUUGACUUGCUCACAGAAAAAAUUCAAGAAUUUGAAGAUUUUGUCCAAUCUGUAGAUAUUGCUGCCUUCAACAAAAUCUAAAUGAAUGAAGCCAUAAUUUAUUAAGUUAAUAUUUUCAAUAAAAUCGCCUCUUUCUCA
Amyelois transitella is the source of this 807-nucleotide messenger RNA. It is a transcript of the gene eEF1beta, whose product is annotated as elongation factor 1-beta'. Bases 82 to 750 code for a protein of 222 amino acids. Gene Ontology annotation, cellular component: eukaryotic translation elongation factor 1 complex; cytosol. Lineage: Eukaryota; Metazoa; Arthropoda; Insecta; Lepidoptera; Pyralidae. Gene Ontology annotation, biological process: translational elongation. Gene Ontology annotation, molecular function: guanyl-nucleotide exchange factor activity; translation elongation factor activity. The transcript has 3 exons. The record is from RefSeq and is a predicted model, not a curated record.